Molecule: messenger RNA, 484 nt
Organism: Scutellospora calospora
Lineage: Eukaryota; Fungi; Glomeromycota; Glomeromycetes; Diversisporales; Gigasporaceae
Source: the annotation of a GenBank genome assembly
AUGAAACCAAAAAUCAAAGAAAAAUUUUUUCAUAUCAAACCUAAUAAUUCCAAUAAACUUUAUUGUAACAUAUGUGAAUCACAUUUUGUUAAACAUGCCUCUAAUGCAAAUUUAAGAAGAUAUUUUACUAAAUAUCAUAAAAAGGAACUUGACGAUUUUGAUAUUAAUAAUAUUUCAUCCGAACUCACAAGACUUGAAGAAUCUACAUCUUAUGAUGAAGAAAAUAGUGAUACCAGUUCCAUUUCAAAUAUUUCUCAUAAAAAUAAUAAUUUUAUUAAAGGAUUAAUGAAAAGAUUUGAUGGACAAGGAGAAAUUGAUAUUAUUAAUGAACUUGGAUUCGUUACAGGAGAUAAUUUACAAAAAGAAACUUCUCAAUCUUUGGUCCUCUCUUAUAACAAUAAAGAUAUUAUUGUAAUUUCUGAUACUGAAAUAAACUAUUCUAAAAUUAUUGACAUAGAAAGUGAUUCUUCUGAUAGAAAUAAUA